ACACAAUUUACCACCAUGAAGCUUCUGGUUGUAUCGGUGUUGGUGGCAGCAGCGUCUGCAGCGCUCCAGUCCUAUUCUGCCCCAGAGGCAGGUCAAGCUGGACACUCUAGCGGUGUUCCACUCCAAGCAGCGGUUGGGCAUUCUACUGGUGCUGGACACUCUGCCGGUGCUGGACUCUCAGUUGGCGCUGGACACUCAGAUGCAGGGAGGGUGAAGUUCUUCACGUAGAUGGUACCUGUGUCACCCCAGAAAUUAAUCGAAAAGUGUACGUCUUCAAUGUGCCUGAACAACCUAAGGUACCCAGUGGUCCUCCACCAAGUAUUCCUCCACCUCGUGUUGAUCACAAUAUUCUCUUUGUAAAGCUACCAGAAGAAGGACCAGGACCUGAACCCAUCGUUCUUCCUCCACCGAGGACUGAAAACAUCGUGUACGUUCUCAACAAGAAGACUGAAGAGGGUCAGCGUGUGAUCGAAGUACCAGCUCAUCCUCAGACCGAUCCUGAAGUUUACUUCGUCAACUAUCAAGAUGGAGAAAAUCCGACUCUUCCCAUUGGUGUCGACCUUGAGACUGCUCUUAGUGCAGCUGCUGCAACGGGCGGUCAAGUCCUAGGUGGUGCCGGAGGCCUUGGUGGAUUUGGUGGAGCUGCAGGUGCUGCCGGAGGACACGGUGGAGGCCAUUUUAACGGAGCAGCAGGCGGUCAAGUUCUCGGAGGUCUUGAAGGCGCAAGUGGAGUAGCCGGCUUAGGUGGCGUUGCUGGUGCAGCAGGCGGUCAAGUUCUCGGAGGUCUUGAAGGCGCAAGUGGAGUAGCCGGCUUAGGUGGCUUUGCUGGUGGUGUUUCUGGAGGACAAGGAGGAAGUGGCUUUGGAUCUGUAAAUGGAGGUGAAUUAGUUGGUGUUAAUGGAGCUGGUAUUGGUUUGGGUUUCAACGGAGGCGCUAGUGGGGUUCAUUCAGGCCAAGGAAGCACACCAUCAGGCCUGUAUAAUGCACCAUAAUAAUUUUUUUCUCGCUUGUUCCACGUAUAGUAGCGAUGCCCCAAUAUAUAUAUUAUGUCUAAAAUAUAUCGAUUUAUCAAAAA
Molecule: messenger RNA, 1075 nt
Organism: Penaeus monodon (black tiger shrimp)
Lineage: Eukaryota; Metazoa; Arthropoda; Malacostraca; Decapoda; Penaeidae
Product: WAG22 antigen-like
Source: RefSeq, a predicted model, not a curated record